AGUCUGCCGUUCGAGUUUAAAAACCAUUGGCUUCCUUCUCGAUUCUCAUUCUCUCUUCCCUUUCUCCCAAUUUUAGUAACGAAACUUUACAGGCCUUGUGCAACAAAACAAAAUAAAUUCCACUCUCUCCAAUGACUUCUCUGGUAAAAGUCUCCGACGUGCCACUGACUCCCUCCGGCCAGCUGUUUCUCCAGCCGGAGAUGAACACCAUUAUCAACUGCGCAGUCGGGGGCAAAAACGACAUGGACACGGAAGCUAUAAAAUCCGCCUUAAAGAACUCCAUCAUGACGAAGCACCCGAGAUUUAGCAGUCUCCUUGUACACGACAAGAACGGAAUGGAGCAUUGGAGAAGAACAGAGGUCGACGUCAACAAACACAUCAUAUAUGCUGAGAUCCCUAAGGUCAACGGCACAGCAGACAACAACGCCGGCAUUGAUGCCGAGAAAAUGGUGAACGAUUAUAUAGCAGAUUUAUCAGUAAGUAGCCCGCUUAGCUUGGACAAGCCUUUGUGGGAAAUUCAUAUAUUACCGGAGCCGCGGUGCGCUGUUUUCAGGUGUCAUCACGCACUUGGGGAUGGGAUCGAACUGAUGUCGAUGUUCCUCGGAAGUUGCAGGAAGUUGGAGGAUCCAGAGGCUGUGCCCACCUUGGAUAGUGGUCGUAUCCGCAGGAAUUGGAGGGGAAGCGGAGGGAAAUUGAAGGGUCGUAGAGGUCUUUUGAUGUGGUUCUUGAAGAUGGUUUUGUAUGCCUUGAAUUUUUUGAUGGGGUUCUUGAAGGUGGUUUUUUAUACUUUGCUUUUCUACGUGGAGUUUGUGUUGAGGUGCUUCUGGGUUGGUGACUCGAAGACAGUUAUCUCCGGCGGUGAUGGGGUGGAGCUAUGGCCGAGGAAAGUGGCUACUGCCCAUUUCUUGAUUGAGGACAUGAAAAUGGUGAAAAAGGCUGUUGCUAAUGCGACCAUUAAUGAUGUUCUUUUGGGAAUGAUAUCAGCUGGAUUUUCAAGGUACUUGGAUCAUCGAUCGCCAAAUUCUUUGAAGAAGAAUCAGCGACUCACAGGAGUAGCCAUGGUUAAUUUAAAAGAGCCGAUAACAUUGCAGGAUAUGGAUCUGAACAAAAUGAUAGAAAGCACUCCAAGGUCUCGUAAGGGCAACAAAUUUGGGAUUAUUCUCAUACCCAUUUUUUAUAAUAAAGGUAUCGCACCUCUGCAGUAUGUGAAGAUAGCUAAGAGAACAGUUGACAGGAAGAAACAGUCCUUGGAGGCUUUUAUCUCAUAUGGAAUUUCAAAUUUAUCAAACUACUUGUUCGGAUCUAAGUUUGUUUCCUAUUUCAUGUACAGGAUUCUUUGUCAUAGUAGCUUUACCAUCUCCAAUAUGGCUGGACCAAAAGAUCAGGUUACUUUAGCAGGCAAUCCUAUAACAUAUAUAAAGGCUAACAUCACUGGCGUGCCCCAAGCAGUGGCAAUGCACAUGGUGAGCUAUGCAGGGAAAGCUGACAUGCAACUUGUAGUGGCCAAAGACAUCAUCCCUGACCCUCAAUUUCUUGCUAAAUGCUUAGAAGAUUCCUUGCUUGAAAUGAAGGAAGCUGCUAUUGCUACCAUGAAAAAAAAAGGGAAAAAAAUGUUAUCAUAAAGAUACAAGAAAGAAAAAAUUGGUUGGCCAUUGUCUGGCAAGUUAAUUACCUUUAUAUGCAUCGACUUUUUGGCGAAAGUAAUAAAAUAAAAGAUAAUUGCAUUAA
Messenger RNA from Hevea brasiliensis (rubber tree), 1728 nucleotides. Its product is annotated as wax ester synthase/diacylglycerol acyltransferase 11. Gene Ontology annotation, molecular function: diacylglycerol O-acyltransferase activity; long-chain-alcohol O-fatty-acyltransferase activity. NCBI's taxonomy places the organism in Eukaryota, Viridiplantae, Streptophyta, Magnoliopsida, Malpighiales, Euphorbiaceae. The transcript is spliced from 6 exons. Bases 132 to 1622 code for a protein of 496 amino acids. The record is from RefSeq and is a predicted model, not a curated record. Gene Ontology annotation, cellular component: plasma membrane. Gene Ontology annotation, biological process: triglyceride biosynthetic process.